GGGGUGGGCGCCGGGCGGGCGGGCGAGGGGCCGACGGCCGGUACGAAGUUCGGGGCGGGAGGGGUGCGUGUUGACCGCGCCAAGAUAAAGGGGGAAGAAAAACUCCCGGGAGGAAGAUCCCCUAGCCCGCCGUUCUCCGGUAAUUCAGCAUGAAGUUUCCGGCGCGGGCCAUCAACGUUUCCGCUCAGACCCGGAGGCUCGACAUCGACAAUCGUAUAUCCCUUCGUUACUACUACCGCAUCGCCGAUAGCCUUCUCCGACAGGCUGAUAUAUAUCGGGAAGAAAAGAAUAUCAUUGACCUUUAUGUGAUUCUUCUCAGAUAUUCAAGUCUGGUUUCUGAGACUAUACCAUGUCAUCGGGAUUACAAGGUGCUCCUUUCAAUAGAAAAAAAUACUUUUAAAAAGAAGCUAGUCGAUGCAAUAAGGGAGCUAGAGACAUUGAAACCCCAUGUCCAGCGUGAAAUUGAUGAAUUGAAUCGGCAGCAUCUUGCUGAACUUGAUGUGCAGGAUAAGAUGGCAUGCACUUCAUUUGAUUCUUCUUAUGAAUGGCCUCCAACUAGGAACCAAGCAUCCAACUCAUGGCCUGGGAAAAGACAAAUGGUCGUGACUAUUUCAGAAACUGGUGCACCUCAGGCUUCAAGGAAAUAUAGCAAUGGGCUUGUGCAAGAAGAUUUGAACAGAGCACUUCAUAGACAAAACUACAAACUCUUCCCCCGUCCAAAGGAGGAAACAUUGUCUAGGCAUUCCAUUUUGGGACCAAAUGGUCUUCGUGGUCAAUGGCAGCCGCCUGUGACUGGUACAAGGGUUCAGUAUCCUGAUAACAUGGACCUGGCUCCAGUUGAAAUCCCAAGUAUAAACCAUGUUGGGCAAGAGGGCGCUGUAACUGAAAAAUGUGGUGAUUCAGAAGUGGGUAUGUCUGCCAUGGAUUCAGUUCUCUCUCUUGAUGAUGGACGAUGGUCACUACCUGAGGAGAAGCUCCUGCAGACAGUUCCUAGUGACACAGGCAUAAGCUCUACCGAGCCCAUUGUUAUUAGGCAGCCCACUCCUCCUCCUGUUCUGGCUCAAGUAGAGGUGUUUAAUCCAAUCCCACCUUCAGAAGUUGCUGAUCCAACUCCUGGACCUGCAUUAUCUUCAUGUGAUGGCCCUGAUCGUUCUAAAACUUUGUUGCGGCUGCACUUACCAGUGAAGAUCAUGGAGGACUUCAUGAGGUUGGCACAAAAAAAUACAAAGAGGAAUUUAGAAACUUGUGGUAUUCUUGCUGGUUCAUUAAAAAAUAGAAAAUUCUCUAUUACUACAUUGAUAAUCCCAAAACAAGAGUCAACAUCUGAUACAUGUCAGACAACCAAUGAAGAAGAAAUUUUUGAUGUGCAAGAUCAGCGUUCUCUUUUCCCUCUUGGAUGGAUUCAUACACAUCCAACUCAGUCGUGUUUCAUGUCCUCGGUGGAUGUUCAUACUCAUUAUUCUUACCAGAUUAUGCUACCUGAGGCGAUUGCUAUAGUUAUGGCACCUACUGAUGUCUCCAGAAAGCAUGGCAUAUUUCACCUGUCAGACCCUGGUGGUAUUACGGUGAUACGGCAGUGCCGAGAGCGUGGUUUCCAUUCACACGUCGCUCCUUCAGACGGGAGCUCGAUAUAUGAACAUUGUUCUCAUGUUUACAUGGACCCAAAAUUAGAUUUUGAUGUUGUUGAUCUAAGAUAAUCCUGUAAAUAAUUCUUCUAUGGAAUGAUUUUUCAGAUACAUGUUAAACCAAAUUGGCUUGUAAAAAUAUCAACUGUUAUCGGCAUAUGGUGAUGGGAAUAAAUAUUCGUCAUCGAUUCUUUAA
Molecule: messenger RNA, 1821 nt
Organism: Nymphaea colorata (pocket water lily)
Lineage: Eukaryota; Viridiplantae; Streptophyta; Magnoliopsida; Nymphaeales; Nymphaeaceae
Product: AMSH-like ubiquitin thioesterase 3
Exons: 14
Coding region: 150-1697 (515 amino acids)
Biological process (GO): protein K48-linked deubiquitination; protein K63-linked deubiquitination
Cellular component (GO): endosome; membrane
Molecular function (GO): metal-dependent deubiquitinase activity; K63-linked deubiquitinase activity; protein binding
Source: RefSeq, a predicted model, not a curated record